UAUCACACAAAGCUGCUCGACACCUUUUUUCAAUCACAAUGCAAAAAUUCUACAUUUUGACAAUAGUGGCGGCCUUAGUCACACUAGCAGUGUGUCAAUUGCCAGCGGAUUUAGAGAAAUUCCAAAAGGCUUGCUUGGACGAAGCGAAAGUCACGGAUGAGCAGAUGAGGCAAUUCUUUCAAAAUGGCGCGAAAGCUAGCGAUGCCACAGAGAAUAUAAAGUGUUUAAUGAAAUGUAUGAUGCAAAAGCAGGGUAUAUGGAAGGAUGGCGUCUUUGAUGCUGAUGCCAAAAUUAAGGAAUUGGUACAACAUCCAAAAUUCAAAGGAAAGGAAGCAGACCUAACAAAAGCUUUAAAUGAUUGCAAGAAUGAGAAAGGCGCAAAUGAAUGUGAUACAGUCUUUAAGAUUAACAUGUGUAUCAAGGAAUUCAUGACACAGAAUAAUCUCUAAGAUUCACGUGUAAYGUGCUUUGUUUAUUUUCUCUGCUCUGGAUUGUUGGUCAAUAAUUUUAAGUAACUUUGGUAUAAUUAUUUGUAAAUAUUUCAAUGUUUUCGACGUUUACAUGUUUUGGUUUUUGGGUA
This is a messenger RNA of Bactrocera latifrons, 580 nucleotides long. Its product is annotated as general odorant-binding protein 56h-like. The transcript has 2 exons. Gene Ontology annotation, molecular function: odorant binding. The record is from RefSeq and is a predicted model, not a curated record. Gene Ontology annotation, biological process: sensory perception of smell. The coding region runs from base 39 to 449 and encodes 136 amino acids. Lineage: Eukaryota; Metazoa; Arthropoda; Insecta; Diptera; Tephritidae.